Messenger RNA from Pelobates fuscus (common spadefoot toad), 1241 nucleotides. RefSeq names its product enoyl-CoA delta isomerase 3, peroxisomal-like. NCBI's taxonomy places the organism in Eukaryota, Metazoa, Chordata, Amphibia, Anura, Pelobatidae. The record is from RefSeq and is a predicted model, not a curated record. Gene Ontology annotation, molecular function: delta(3)-delta(2)-enoyl-CoA isomerase activity. The transcript has 9 exons. Gene Ontology annotation, cellular component: mitochondrion; peroxisome. Bases 95 to 1072 code for a protein of 325 amino acids.
CUGCAGGGAAAGCUUGGGCAGUGCUACGAGAACGGUGUGUGGAAGAGUGUAGGGCUCUGAUCUUGCUGGAAAUUUGUUACUGCAAGUGUGCAGUAUGAAGAGGGAAGCUAACAUUGUGCCCAAUGCAGUGUCUUCUGAGGCCAUGAAACAGAAAUAUACACAACCUGGCCAUUCAAAUUAUGAAACGCUAUUGGUUACCACUCAAGAUUGUAUCACUACAAUAACAAUGAACCGUCCAGAAAAGAAAAAUGCCAUGAGUCCUCAGAUGUGUUUGGAACUUUCUGCAGCCCUUGAAGACGCAGCCAAUGAUGACUCUGUUUUUACUGUUAUCACAGGAGCUGGUGAUUAUUUUAGCAGUGGCAGUGACCUUACCAGUGCAUUGAAAAGUAAAGAACAACUAGACGCACCACCUGUAAAUUCUGAAAAUCCUUACAGGCAUAUUGUGAAGAAAAUAAUUGAUUUCCAAAAGCCUCUCAUUGCUGUGGUGAAUGGACCUGCUGUAGGUAUUGGUGUGACAGUCCUCGCUCUUUUUGACACUGUGUAUGCCACUGAAAGGGCUACAUUUAAUACACCUUUUAGCAAGCUAGCCCUGCACCCAGAGGCAUGCUCCUCCUAUACAUUCCCUAGAAUCAUGGGCCCAAGCAAGGCUAUCGAGAUUCUAAUGUUCAACAGAAAGUUUACGGCACGUGAGGCAUGUGAUGUAGGACUAGUUGCUGAAGUUUUUCCUGAUAGCAGUUUCCAUCGGGAGGUUAGGACAAAACUGAAAGAAUAUGCUAAACUCCCUAAAAAUUGCCUUACAGCUUCCAAACAGUUGAUCCGUGAUAUGGAAAAGGAGAAGCUUCAUGAAGUAUGUGACAAGGAGUUUGAACUUAUACAAAAACGAGCAAAUUCCAAAGAAUCCUUGGAGGCUAUUAAGAAUUUUUUCCGAAAGAAGGCAAACCUUACUGAGCUCAUUGUUGCUCAUCUCAAGUACCAGUUACCUGAGAGAAUGGAAAAAACAUUGGGUUUCUGCAACCACAAAUAUUAUUGUGCAUUUUAUGCAUUUAUCAGUUUAUUAAAAUCAUUUCCCUAAGUUCCUUUAAAACAAAUGUACUUGUUCUGCAGUUAAGCUGAUCCACCCCCUUUUUCCAGGACUAAUUUACAUGUUCAUGCCAGACAACGUCCAAUCAAAUCCUGCUCAGGACACAGUAAUCACAUUAGAAAGCUCUAAAAACACGCAUGACAUUAGAUAUUAGUAAAUA